ACUCGCUUAGCUACUCACUCUGCUCAGUGCUCACUAGUCUCUGCUUUGUUAAAGCAAUGUUCUCUCCAAGUUCAUUACUUUCUUUGUGUUCCCUCUACGUUCUUCUGGUUUUAGUAUCAUGUUUCAAUGGAGCAUAUUCUUCUUCUUCUUCUUCAUCCGUUCCCUCUAAGAUUGGCAAAGGGUACCGUUUGAUCUUUGCUGAAGAGACCACCGAUGGUGGCUUCAUAGGCCACCUUGAGGUCAAGGAAAAUAACAACAUUUAUGGCCCUGAUAUUCCUCUCUUGCAACUCUACGUCAAGCAUGAGACUGAAGAUCGUCUGAGGGUGCACAUAACAGAUGCCGAGAAGCAAAGAUGGGAAGUUCCGUACAAUCUUUUACCGAGGGAACAGCCGCCGGCAUUAAAGCACACGGUUGGGAGAUCAAGGAAGAACCCGAUAACCGUCUCGGAGAUUGCCGGGCCGGAGCUCAUAUUCAGCUACACUGCCGACCCUUUUAACUUUGCGGUUAAGAGGAAAUCAAAUGGGCAGACCCUUUUCAAUUCCAGCUCUUAUGGGUCGGACUCGUUUGGAGAAAUGGUGUUUAAAGACCAAUACUUGGAGAUUUCGACUCAGUUGCCUAAAGAUGCCUCACUCUAUGGACUCGGAGAGAACACUCAGCCCCAUGGCAUCAAGCUGUACCCAAACGACCCUUACACAUUGUACACAACCGAUGUGUCGGCUAUUAAUUUGAACACCGAUCUGUACGGAUCCCACCCUGUUUAUAUGGACUUGAGGAAUGUGGGUGGUGAGCCAUAUGCACAUGCUGUUCUCUUGUUGAACAGCAAUGGCAUGGAUGUGUUUUACAGAGGGAAUUCACUGACCUAUAAGGUUAUCGGUGGCGUUUUCGACUUCUAUUUCUUGUCCGGACCGACUCCCCUCGGUGUUGUGGAUCAAUACACCUCCUUCAUCGGCAGGCCAGCUCCCAUGCCUUACUGGUCUCUAGGGUUUCACCAAUGUCGAUGGGGUUAUCAUAACCUCUCUGUUGUCGAAGAUGUUGUUGAGAACUACAAGAAGGCUCAGAUCCCACUGGAUGUGAUCUGGAACGAUGAUGAUCAUAUGGAUGGCCAUAAGGACUUCACCCUCAACCCCGUAAACUACCCUCGUCCGAAGCUUCUUGCAUUCCUGGACAAAAUUCAUAAAAGAGGUAUGAAAUACAUUGUCAUUAUUGAUCCUGGAAUUGGUGUUAAUUCCAGUUAUGGUGUAUACCAAAGAGGGAUUGCCAAUGAUGUAUUUAUCAAGUAUGAUGGUGAGCCUUACUUGGCUCAAGUGUGGCCUGGGGCUGUUAAUUUUCCGGACUUCCUCAACCCAAAAACUGUUGCAUGGUGGGGUGAUGAAAUCCGUCGUUUUCAUGAACUUGUACCUGUUGAUGGGCUCUGGAUCGACAUGAAUGAAGCAUCGAAUUUCUGUUCUGGGAAGUGCACGAUUCCAAAAGGCAAGGUUUGCCCAAGUGGCACUGGCCCUGGUUGGAUCUGUUGCUUAGACUGCAAGAACAUAACAAGUACAAGAUGGGACAAUCCACCAUACAAGAUAAAUGCUUCUGGGUUGCAGGUACCAAUUGGGUUCAAAACGAUUGCCACUAGCGCUGUUCACUACAACGGUGUUCUAGAGUAUGAUGCUCAUAGUCUUUACGGAUUUGCUCAAUCCAUAGCAACUCACAAAGCACUCCAAGGGCUCGAGGGAAAACGGCCAUUUAUAUUGUCACGAUCUACAUACGUUGGUUCAGGAAGGUAUGCUGCUCAUUGGACAGGUGACAAUAAGGGCACUUGGGAAGAUUUGAAGUAUUCUAUAACUACAGUGUUGAAUUUCGGUAUAUUUGGUGUUCCAAUGGUUGGUGCAGAUAUAUGUGGGUUCUAUCCUGCUCCAACCGAAGAGUUGUGUAAUCGUUGGAUCGAAGUCGGUGCAUUUUACCCUUUCUCUCGAGAUCAUGCAAAUUACUAUUCUCCAAGGCAGGAGCUGUAUCAAUGGAAGACUGUCACCAAAUCUGCUCAAAAUGCUCUAGGUAUGAGGUAUAAACUUCUUCCAUACCUCUAUACACUCAACUACAUGGCUCAUACAAGUGGAGCACCAAUAGCCAGACCACUUUUCUUCUCAUUUCCUGCUUACAAGGAAUGCUAUGGGUUGAGCACCCAAUUCUUGCUCGGAAGCAGUCUCAUGGUAUCUCCGGUGCUUGAACAAGGGAAAACAUCGGUUAAAGCACUUUUCCCACCCGGAUCUUGGUACAGUGUCUUCGAUAUGACACAAACCAUUGUGUCAAAGGGACAAUACUUUACACUUGAUGCACCGUUGAAUGUGGUUAAUGUACAUUUGUAUCAGAAUACCAUACUACCAAUGCAACAAGGUGGAAUGAUCUCCAAGGAAGCUAGAAUGACACCAUUUACUCUCAUAGUAGCCUUCCCAAUCGGGGCUAGCGAAGCACAAGCCAAAGGCAACCUUUAUCUAGACAAUGACGAGCUCCCUGAAAUGAAACUCGGGAACGGGUAUUCGACAUACGUCGAUUUAUACGCUACGGUGAAGGAGGGAUCGGUGAAGAUCUGGUCAGAGGUUCAUGAGGGUAAGUUUGCUUUAGACAAAGGUUGGAAAAAGAAAGUAACUGUAUUGGGAUUGGGUGGAAGUGUAGACGCAUCCAGUCUCGAAAUCAAUGGAAGUCCAGUAGCUAAUGGUGCGCCGAACAUUGAGUUGGGCUCAGUGGAACAGAUGCGUUUGCAAGCUGAUGUUGAAGAUGAACAAGGAGAGAAGAAGCCUUUAAUGGUGGAAAUUUCGGGUUUGAACUUGUACGUUGGAAAGAACUUUGAAAUGUCCAUGAAAAUGGGGACACAAGGUUGAUGAUUAGGAUGUUCUCUAUAUUGUGUGCCAUUUAUUCUCACUUUCGGGGGGUUUUUAUCCCUUCCAUUUUCAUUUCCUGCUGUUCUUAAUUGGGUGCAUGGCGAAAUGAUGAUGAUUUCAUGUUCAUCCUUUUCCAUGUAACCAAACAAAUUUGAGGUUUAAAUCUUCAUUGUAUGCUCCUUAGGGUGUUGUGGAUGUUAUGGUUUA
This is a messenger RNA of Hibiscus syriacus, 3068 nucleotides long. RefSeq names its product alpha-xylosidase 1. Gene Ontology annotation, biological process: carbohydrate metabolic process. Gene Ontology annotation, molecular function: carbohydrate binding; hydrolase activity, hydrolyzing O-glycosyl compounds. Lineage: Eukaryota; Viridiplantae; Streptophyta; Magnoliopsida; Malvales; Malvaceae. The record is from RefSeq and is a predicted model, not a curated record.